Messenger RNA from Ctenopharyngodon idella (grass carp), 1699 nucleotides. RefSeq names its product guanine nucleotide binding protein (G protein), gamma 3 (gene gng3). Gene Ontology annotation, biological process: G protein-coupled receptor signaling pathway. The record is from RefSeq and is a predicted model, not a curated record. The transcript is spliced from 3 exons. Bases 181 to 408 code for a protein of 75 amino acids. NCBI's taxonomy places the organism in Eukaryota, Metazoa, Chordata, Actinopteri, Cypriniformes, Xenocyprididae. Gene Ontology annotation, cellular component: heterotrimeric G-protein complex. Gene Ontology annotation, molecular function: G-protein beta-subunit binding.
AUUGUAGCAGAAUUGCAGUGCACUGGACUGUACAGAACUGGGUAGCAUCCACACUGUCUAUGAGGGUGCGGUCCGGCUGCACUGAAAGCAACAACACAGGCAGAUAGAGAGAGAGAGAGAGAGAAGGAAUAAGAAAGAAGAGGAGGGCGAGAUAUCACCACAAGAGGAAUUCAGCAAGGGAUGAAAGGAGACACCCCUGUGAACAGCACCAUGAGCGUCGGUCAGGCUAGGAAGCUGGUGGAACAGCUGAAGAUUGAAGCCAGUUUUUGUCGAAUCAAGGUGUCUAAAGCAGCGGCAGACUUGAUGGCCUACUGUGAUGCCCAUGCAUGCGAGGACCCUCUCAUCACCCCUGUGCCCACUUCAGAAAACCCGUUCAGGGAGAAAAAGUUCUUCUGUGCUCUCCUCUGAGCAGGACACAGGAAGGGCAGGAUUAGUCUCAUUUAAAUAAUAAUGAUCAUUUGUGUACGCACAUCACACAACACAACACUCGACGAGACACGACACAGCAAAAUAAAUCCCAAAUUAAGGUUCAAUAAAUUCAAUGUGGUUUUUAAAUUUCAGCAACUGACAGUGACAAAUAUUUACAAAAUCAUGUUCUUGAAGAUAUUUUUAUUCUUCUGUUUUUUUGAGAAACCCUGUUCCUUUCAAGGGGACAAAAUAACAUAAAGAUCAAUGCAAAUUGAUCAGAUCAAAUGACACACUGAUACACACAUAUGCAAGCACACAGUUUUUUAAUCAAGCAAAAGGAAAUAGGUGUGGGUCUGGAUAUUUCAAUUAUUUAAAAUUUUAUUAUAUUCGAAACAUUUGUUGAGUUCUUCACAUAGCAUACUAUGGUGAUUAACAAAUUCUGUAUGUAUAUUUUGAUUUUUUUAAUGUUUUGUUUGAGCUGGCAAUGUAUACUGGUAGACAUUUCUGGUUAAAGGGUUAGUUCACCUAAAAAUGAAAAUUCUGUCAUUAAUUACUCACCCUCAUGUCAUUCUACACCCGUAAGACUCUCUGACUCCUCCAUAAAUAGCAAUUUAACCACCACUUUCAAUGUAUAAUUCUCCUACGCUGUUUACGUUCAGCUUUUCCAGGAAUGACACAGAAGAGAAGAAAUUGUUGAAUAAAGUCAUUAUGUUUGUUUUGCUGCAAAAAAGUAUUUUCAUCACUUCAUAACAUUAAGGUUGAACCACUGUAGUCACGUGGACUAUAUUAACAAUGUCUUUAGUACCUUUCUGGGCCUUGAAAAUGGUAGUUAAAUUGCUGUCUAUGGAGGAGACCGAGAGCUCUCAGAUUUCAUAAAAAUAUCUUCAUUUGUGUUCCGAAGAUGAACGAAGGUCUUACGGGUGUGGAACGGCAUGAGGGUGAGUGAUUAACGACAGAAUUUUCAUUUUUGGGUGAACUAACCCUGUAAUUGGUAGAACUUUUAAAGUUUAGAUCAUUGUGAGAAAGUGCGGAUGCGAAUACCUACACAAUAAUACCACCAGUACAUAGCACUCCUAAAGGGGUUUGUAAAAUGAUAUUUAUGCCCUAAAAACAAUUGAAUUUUUCCUGGCCACUUAAACAAGUGGUAUCUAGUCUCUAAGAGUUGGAAAUUAGCUCAAAAGAUGAACUGUUGAAGAAAAAUGUCAAGAGAACAUCUGUCAAAAACUUGUGAUAAUGAAUUAAAAUACUGCAGAAUCCAAUGAGGGAAUGAAUAAAACUUUUAAACACAUCA